CUUAUGGUGUCAGGUAACGUUAAGGAAUAACUCAAACACGUUCCAAUAUGAGUGUUAACACUUGCACGAGUAUUUCAGGCUCGAAAAUACCGGAAAAUGCAACAAUAGUUUUCGACUGGGAUAACACUUUAAAAAUGUAUAACAAACAAACUAGGUCAAUAUCUAGUAGGGUGGAAAAGUCGUUUUUGGAGAAAUUAAAAAAUGAAAUGAACUGUCGGAUGUACAUCAUAAGUGCGAUAUCUCCAUCAAGAAUAAAUUUGGACACAAUAUUGUUUGAAGUGGGAAAACUCGGUCUGUUAGAUAUAUUUGUUGACCUUAAAGAUACACCUGAGAUUGUUAGAGGGAAGUACGCAAGAAAGGGGAGAGUAAUCAUUUGUGGCUAUGAUAAGGCUGAAACUUUCCUAGAACUUAGCGGUUAUGGACGUGAACUAGGUGGAACAGAACGUGACGAUGAAGUCGCUACGGUGGAAGAUGACGCAUUCUCAGACCUUGAAUGUGAUGGCGUAGAAGACGAAGCUGACUUUGUAGAUAUGGUUGUUAAUAAAGACCAACAUGGCCUAUCAGCUUCAAGUGAGCCAAGAGGAGGUAGUGUGCUGUUCUUUGAUGAUGAAGAAGUGAAUAUUACAAAUUUUAGUUCAUUGGUACCAGGGAGCAUUUGUUAUUUAGUGAAGUAACUAUAUAUAACAUUUCGUUAUCGCAUUUGACACGUUUACAUUACCAACUAGUAUGUUUAUAGACGUGUAUGAUUUUUCAUUCCUAGUCAUUUAUGUUAUAUUAUUACAAUUUGAGAACGAUAUAGUGAGGGCAAGCUUAACACGAUAAGCUGUUCAUAUAUGUUCAAUGACACUGGGCAUUAUACUGUUGAACUGUAUAGGUAGUUCAUUGGACGUUGUCAUCGGUCAGACUGGUCAACUGUUAAGAAAUUACUGCAUUGAAUUAAAAACUGUGUGAAAAGACUGAGAUAGUCUUUAUAUCUUCCACAAUGAAGAGACGGCAUAAAGAGUAUUCAACACACAAUAAAAAGAACUGUAUUCAUGUUAAUGAAAUACAAGCAAUCAUAUAAAAUAAUUGAAUUUUAUAUACAAUCAAAGAAAUACACAUCAAUAUAUCAUGGAACUAUUAAAAAAAAAAUAUCGAAGUCUAUUUAUAAUAACAUAUCAAUACCGUGUAGAAAACAAUUUUAAUGACACAUAGUUCCUUCAUGGUUAUAGGGUGCAUCGCUUUAUUGUUUAGACCCCAUUCAUUUAAAAUGAAAUAAGUUCGAAGUACAGCACAUUAAAAUAAAUUCGAUAAGAUCGUUAUAUUGAUUGUACAGUGCUUCCGAGAUGUGUAUGUUUUCUAUGCAUCAUUUAUGAACCACCAUCUUGGCGAUCGAUUGAAGUUGCUUUUUCAUUGAACGCGAUAACAAUAAUAUUUAGGCUGUUCUCAUAGCGAUCAGCGUUUGUAUUCUGUGAGCAAGUGCCCAUCAUGGAGACCUUCUAACAGCACCAUGUCGUCUUAUUCAGUUGUUAAUACCAUCAAAACCACACGAGUUGUUGUCCUUGUAAGUUUCAAGGGCUGACACAGUAUCAUGUUCUGAUUUAAUAAUAUCACUGUUUUCCGCUUAUGCUAUGGUGUUAUUUAUUUUCUUUAGUUCUGUUUUGACAUUUUCUAGUCUGAAGGUGUAUUUUAUACAGGCUUUCAAAGUAUCGCACCCAUCCAACCAAAUUCGCGGUGGGUAGCGCCAA
Messenger RNA from Mya arenaria, 1727 nucleotides. RefSeq lists its product as uncharacterized. The coding region runs from base 48 to 674 and encodes 208 amino acids. The transcript has a single exon. The record is from RefSeq and is a predicted model, not a curated record. Lineage: Eukaryota; Metazoa; Mollusca; Bivalvia; Myida; Myidae.